Molecule: messenger RNA, 4687 nt
Organism: Tachysurus fulvidraco (yellow catfish)
Lineage: Eukaryota; Metazoa; Chordata; Actinopteri; Siluriformes; Bagridae
Product: leucine-rich repeat flightless-interacting protein 2-like
Exons: 20
Coding region: 1905-3917 (670 amino acids)
Biological process (GO): regulation of transcription by RNA polymerase II
Molecular function (GO): RNA polymerase II cis-regulatory region sequence-specific DNA binding; protein dimerization activity; DNA-binding transcription factor activity, RNA polymerase II-specific
Source: RefSeq, a predicted model, not a curated record
CUCUCUCUCUCUCUCUCUCUCUCUCUCUCUCUCUCUCUCUCUCUCUGUCCCCUCUCUCUGCGCAUGCGUGAACGAGGGGGCGGCACGUUGAGCGUAUAGUCGUCUUUGUUCUCCCGGUGAUAAGUUUAGUGUGAGUGUUGUUUUGUGAGCAUUAGCUCAGGGUUAAACAGCAGGACGUGUGUUUCCAGUUUUGCACUGAGAGCAUAUGGCUGGCCCAGGUCCUGAAAGCCUGGCGUUUCUCACACCACGCCAUGCUGUUAGAAUAGACUCGAGUGUCAGUGUAGAGGAGUGUUGUUUAGCUGUAGGGAAGCUAGUGGGCUGUAACAACAUCCUGGCUGCAGACCGAAUGAACAAGAACAUUAUCUUCGUCAGAACUGUCGGUUUAGCGAACAGUUUAGUAGAGAGUGGGGUGGAGAUUGGUGGUGUUUUUACUCCUGUGCUUCCUCUGCAUACCCCUAAAACAGAAGGUCAGGUUGUCGAAUGAAAAGGUGUAUUUCAGUCGUUUACAUGAUGGUGAAAGAUAACAGAGAAGAUUUAGAUUUAACGAAGACACAAGGACCAUACUGAGACCAUACUGAGGAGAAACACAGAUCACUGCAGCACAUGAGUUCAGUCAGGAGGCACCUGGGGAACACAGGAUUAAGUGGACCAUCAACUGAAGGAGAGAACAGUAGAUGAGGAAGAACAUGCAUCUAAAGCUCUACCACAAUGUGAGACGUCCAGAAGCUGGAAAAACUCCUGACUGAAAGUUUGAUAAAGAUUAAAGAGCGUCACUGUCUGAUGCCGAGACCAGCAGAUCAGACAAAGGAGCUAUUUAUUCAGAGACUGAUCCUCCUGCACUAGUGUCCCCCCCCCCCCCAUGCACCAAGGAUCCAUCUGAUUUCUGCCAGAUUAGAGACGGACUCCUCUUUAUCUGUCUCUUCUGGUACAGAUUCAUUGAGCUUUUGUCCUGAUUUUUACUUAUUAAUCCAUUCUAUAAUUAGAAAUCUGUAUAAAAGACAGCAUAAUGUUUGUCAUCAAUUAUUAUCAGAUCUGUAUGGAUAGAAAACAAUAAAAAAGAAAAUCUAAAAAAGAACAGACCACAUGCUCCUCAGCUCAGCAGCACAAUUUGUUGCUUUCUGCAUGUGUUUCAAUGGUGAAAUCAUGACAGAAGUCUUAACAGAUUAGGUGAAAUGUCAUUUUUAGUUUUUCACUUCUUUCUGAGCCGCUCUGAAGAACUAUUUGUGAAUAAAUGGUUCUUCUUGUAAAUUAAAAAAAAGUAAAGUGUUUAUGAAUCAGUUAAUAUGCAUGUAGAUUAGUCUGAGCUUGUUAUUAUGAAGUGUGAUGAGUGAUUGAGAUAUUUGUCUGUUAGUGUAAAACCUUUGGACUGGAAGUGUUAGUAUAUAUUUUAAUAUCCAUAUGGCCUUAACAUGUCUUUUCACUGCUUCCCAGAGAGAUCUCAUAAAUCUGUGAUUAUCCCCAGCUAGUGUGUUCUCCUUAACCAUUUUAACAGUAUAGUGUUUUACACAGUGUCUGAUUGUUAAACACUGAAAUAUAUUCUAGAUAAGUCAUUUAAAUACCCCAUGUGUAUUGUUAUUUUAUUAGUGAAAAACAUUGUUAGCGUUUGUCUUAGGGUUUUUUCCCCACAUAAAUUUAGAGAACAUUAUUUGACCUCUCUGUAAUCAGUUAUUUAAAGUUUUAUUAGAAUCUGUUUUCUUUUCAAGUCAAGAAGCUUUUAUUGUCAUUUCAACCAUAUAUAGCUGUUGCAGUACACAGUGAAGAGACGUUUCUCCAGGAUCAGGGUGCUACAUAAAAGGGCUAAGGACAUACUGCAGAUCUUGUACUGCGCCCUCUGCUGUUUGCGGCUGGAGCUGCAGCUGCAGUCACGGCCGCAGGAGUUUAUUAUUAUAUUAAUUUAGACGGCGAUGGAGAGAGAAAGGCGGAGCGCGCAGACUCACCUGAUACCGGAGGAUAGUGAGCGAGCAGAGGAGGCUUACAGAAUCCUGCAGUCCCAGUAUGAAGAGACAUUAAAACAGCGGGAUGGGCUACUAAUGGUCUCUCUGCCUGAAGCUGAGAGGAAAUACAAGCAGGUGAUGAAGACGAAUGCCCAGCUGGAGAAGGAGAAGUCCAAGCUGAUGUCCAGGGUGGACACACUGCAAGGCUCAAUGCAGCAGCUGGGCCACCUUCUGUGUGAGACACGCACAGAGUGUAUUGAGGCAAAGAGGAAAUAUGAAGUAGAGCAGAAAAUCUGUAAAUAUGUGCAGAACAAACUUGACGAGAAGAAGGCAAAGCGUAAGGAGAAGCUCGUGACACUAAGGGAGUCUCUAACUGCAGUUAAGGAGAAAUAUGAGGAAGCGAUGGCGAACAUAAGCCAAAUGGAAGACGAGAACUCCAACCUGAGGUCUGAUGUGGAAACUCUACAAGACUCGGUGCAGGAGUUGGACAGAGAGCUCGCUGUGUCCCAGAUAACAUGUAAAGAGUUAACAAGAGAAUGUGAUGGAGCAAAACAGCAGCUGAGGAUCCUGCAGUCCGAGUGCAGUGAGAUGAAGGACAUUUUACUGAAGGACUGUGAGAGAGUGCCAGAGGUUCACCGUAUGCUCAUGUCACAAAAUGAGGUGUUAAAGAAGUUGUUAAAGCAGAAUGAGGAGUUAAUGCAGGCCUCUCUGGAUGAAGCUGAAAGCAAAUAUGAGAAGACAGUGAUGACCAAUGCUGAGCUGGAGAAGAAAAACUCUGACCUGAUGUCCCUGGUGACCACGCUGCAAGGUACAGUGGAGGUGAUGGAGAAGAAGCUCGCUGAGACCUGCAGGAAGUGUGAUGACAUAAGGAGGGAGUGUGAGCAAGAGCGAGAGGCUCACAUUAAACAGAAGUUACGUUGUGCAGACUUUAGGAAAGCUUUAAGUGAGUGCAGUCAGUUACUAAAGGAGAAUGAGCAAGAGCUCGGAGCUCACAAUAUCCAGAUGUCACAGUAUGAUCAGAUGACUUUAACACAUAAUGAGAAGUUACUAAAGAAACAAAUGGCUGAAGCUGAGAAGAGAUACGAGCAGGAAAAGGAGACCAAUGCUCAUUUGGUGAAAGAGAAGUUAGAUCUGAUGUCCCAGGUGGAGAAUCUGAAAGGCAAAGUGGAGGGUUUGGGUGAACUGCUGGCUGAAAAACGCAGGCAGUGUGCUGAGGCCUUGUUGGAGUGUUCCAUUGCAAAGAGCAUUCAAACUAUGACCAAAUCCAAGGAGGAGACUUUAGAGCAGGAAAAAGAUUCAAUUAGGGUCUCUCUGUGUGAAGCUGAGACGAAGUACAGUGAGGUGAUGAAGACCAAUACUAAGCUGGAGAAUGAGAACAGUACCCUGCAUUUCACUGUGGUCAGACUGCAAGACUUGGUGCAUAACUUAAAGAAAGAGCUCUCUGAGACCAAGAGAACGUGUAAUGCGGCACUGAGAGAGUGUGAGCAAGAGCGGGAGGCUUACAGCAUCAUGCAGUCUCAGUGUGAUCAGAUGAAGCAAACUCUAUCUGACCAAGAGAAAUCUCAUACGGUCUCUCUGGCGAAAGCUGUGGAGAAAUACAACCAGGCGAUGGAGUCCAACGUUCAGCUGGAGAACGAGAAGUCGGACCUGAUGUACCAGGUGCACAAACUGGAAGGCACAGUGCAGCAGCUGGAGGAGAAGCUCUCUGAUUCUGCCAUGAUGUGUGGUGCCAUAAAGCAGUGUGCUAACAUGCUUUGGGUGUUAAAAUUCCAGGCAUCUUUGCCUGAAGCUGAGGAGAAACACGAGCCGGCGAUGGAGUCCAGUGCACAGCUGGAUGGCGAAAAGUCUGAGCUGAUGUCCCAGGUGAACUCACUACGAUGUUUAGUGCGGCAGCUGGAGGAAGAACUUUCUGAGACACGCAGGAAUUGUGAAGAGAGGAGAGAGAUAGAGAGCUCAAAGGUUCUUAAUACCCUGCAGAUGUAGAACAAGAUGAAUGGACUCUAAUCUAUGAUGAGAUACUAAAAACUAUUGCAUAGGACCAUCCUGUGAUCUUAUUAACACCGGAGAAACCUCCAGGGUCAGUGUUUAACACCUGGUAUGCAAAGUCAUAUGAUGACAGUGUCCUGGUUCUUACUAGAACCCAACACUUAUGUCACGAUGGUCUGGAACCUGCUAAUCAAAUCAAAAUUAGUGUUCUCUUUCUCUUCACUGCUGGGCCCUGAGAGGUUUAUCUGAUGUGAGUAGAGCGGAGAAUUAGUGCCAUUAAGGGCCCAACCCAUGGGACAGAUCAUAGAAGCUUGGGUUACAGUUGGGGCCCUGAGAGCUCAGUUCUAAGCACCAGUAGGGUACCAUUCAAACAGCCAUUGGCUCAAGUUUCAUAGCAAUCUUAAUUAUUACACAAUUCCAAAUUGACUGUAUAUGAUUGUAGAAAGAACAUCAUUCAUAAUCACACUCUUUACUGUUUAUGGUCAUUCAGACUCUCCAGUGUUUAUAAUAAUUUAUAAUCACACUGUCUGCUGUUGGCCAAAUAAGGAUGGGUUUCCUUUUGAGUCUGGUUCUUCUCCAUCAUACCAGCUAAAGUAGUUUACAGUAAGUACUAUGACACUGUUGUCAUAUGACUUUGUGGUGCACACAAGAGAUUACCCAGGUGUAAUUCACUGUCCCUGGUGGUUAGUAGCGUGAAACAAAACGACUGUUAACAUGGAGGUCCUCGAGAUGAAGUGGAUUAAAAAAACAUUCCUGCAAAAAAAGUG